Dreissena polymorpha is the source of this 1058-nucleotide messenger RNA. RefSeq lists its product as uncharacterized. The transcript has 3 exons. The record is from RefSeq and is a predicted model, not a curated record. Lineage: Eukaryota; Metazoa; Mollusca; Bivalvia; Myida; Dreissenidae. Bases 120 to 875 code for a protein of 251 amino acids.
CGGUAAAGGAGAGACGGCACAUCCUGUUAGCCACUGAUGAUCAACUAACCUUACUGUCCCGUGCGAAGACAUGGUACCUGGAUGGUACAUUCAAAGUGGUCCGGGCACCGUUCAAACAGAUGUUAUCUGUCCACGCCUUCAUCAGAGCUGGCGACUGUAUGAAGCAAGUUCCGCUGUGCUUCGUCCUGAUGUCAGGGAAAAAGCGAAAAGAUUACAAAAAGGUGUUAUCCACUAUCCUACAACAUCUGCCGUCAACCGAGGUUAAGUCGUUUGUGGUGGAUUACGAGGCUGGACUGUGGCAGGCCAUAAGAGCCGUGUUUCCCCAACCUGAUAUCCAAGGCUGCGCUUUUCACUUUGGACAGGCCCUCUAUCGGAAGACUGCAUACAACGAGCGCCGUAACGUGUAUGCACUCCUCAGAAAGACAUUUGCACUGCCGCUACUACCCGUGGAGGACAUUCGACCUGCUUUCGACACAUUACGGACGAAAUCGGACACUGACGCGACGGACAGAUACUUUUACUACCUAGAACGGACGUGGAUGACAAACCCACUGUGGCCUAUUGAUAGUUGGUGCGUAUUCGGUCGGUCCAUACGCACCAACAACGACUGCAAGGGCUGGCAUCAUCGCCUGAACCGACGUGCGAAGAAAGGGAAUCUCCCCUUUUACUUGUUGGUUCAACUGUUGUGUGAAGAGGCGAAGCUGCUGAAUACACAGGUGCGGUUAGUGAGAGAGGGAAAGUUGAGGAGAUAUCAGAAUAAACAGACACUUCAGGUACAGGGGACGCUCUUGGGAUUGUGGAAAAGAUACAACGAGCGUUCCAUCUCAACAAGUCAGCUGCUGGACUUGUGUUCAGCCAUGUACGGACCUGUGUAAAUAGUUGUUGUUGCUGUUGUUGUUGUUGUUUGUGUAAAUAGUGUUUAAAUUUGUUAUGAAUAAAACGUUUGAAUAAAAUCAUUUUCAUAAAUUCAAUGUUGAUAAUAUUAAUAUAUAAUUAUAUUGAUUACUGAUGUAUUACUGUCUUUUUGUAAACUUUUCUUAUUAAUUCAAUGUAUUGAU